Didymella exigua CBS 183.55 is the source of this 2010-nucleotide messenger RNA. Its product is annotated as DUF1253-domain-containing protein. Gene Ontology annotation, biological process: maturation of SSU-rRNA from tricistronic rRNA transcript (SSU-rRNA, 5.8S rRNA, LSU-rRNA). Gene Ontology annotation, molecular function: U3 snoRNA binding; rRNA binding. Lineage: Eukaryota; Fungi; Ascomycota; Dothideomycetes; Pleosporales; Didymellaceae. Gene Ontology annotation, cellular component: nucleolus; small-subunit processome. The annotation marks the transcript as partial. The transcript has 2 exons. The record is from RefSeq and is a predicted model, not a curated record.
GAAGACGAGGAAGAAGAAGAAUCAGAUGCUGAACCCACAUCGAACGCCUACGCCGCCCUCCUCCAGUCACUAGCCUCCACCCAAUCGCAAGAUCGAUCAAGUAAGAAGCGCAAGGCGCAGAGCGAGGAGGAUCUAUCGGCUGCCGAGCAUGUCGACGAUGAGUCUGCUGGAGAAGAUGAUGGUGAACCAGGAAACGACGAUGAGGCCGAAGAUGAGGUCGAAGAUGAGGACGAGGCCGAGGAAAUCGAGGACGAAGAGGAAGACACUCCACUCGACAACGAAGCGAACAACCCCUUCUUCGACAAGCACUUUGGCAGCCCCGACGAGGACGACCUCGCAAAACGGCUGAAGCGGAUAGCAGAGAACGAGUGGGCGACCAGGAAGCUGGAAGCAGGCCCACCCAAGGCUGCCAACCCGUGGAAAGCUCAGAAGUCGAGCCACACCGAGACAGGGAAAGGAGUUCUGCAGGUCCCUAGCACAGACGAGAAGGCAUUGGAAAGGCCGAGGUUCAAGAGCACACGCAACAUUGGGCUGAAAUCAAAGUUGAUCGAGAAUGCCCAGAAGGAAAUUGGCGACUUCAACGACCUUGAGCAGACAAUUGCGUCUUCCCUUUUCAGCUACCAGGACUUGCUGUUUGGCGCAAGGACGGUGCAAAAUGCUGAACGACUUCGCGACCUAACCUGCUUGCAUGCUCUCAACCACAUCUUGAUGACACGAGAUCGUGUUAUAAAGAACAAUGCAAAACUGGCAGCGGCAAAGGAGGAGGACGAUGUUGAGUAUCGCGACCAAGGUUUCACAAGACCGAAGAUUCUGUUCCUUCUCGAGACAAAGCAAGCCUGCGUUCGAGCCCUGGACUCGAUCACCAAGCUGCACACUUUCGAGCAGCAGGAAAAUAAGAAGCGCUUCCUGGACAGCUUCUCCCAGCCAGAAGACAAGUUUUCAGAUGACAAGCCAGACGACUUCCGGGAGCUAUUCGAAGGCAACGACGAGAACGAAUUCCGAGUCGGUGUCAAGCUGACCCGCAAGACACUGAAGCUGUACUCAACCUUUUACAACUCUGACAUCAUCUUCGCCUCCGCACUCGGUCUGCGCCGCGCCAUCGAGACCGGCGACAAGAAGAAGCGCGGAGACCACGACUUCCUCUCCUCGAUCGAAAUUGUCAUCAUGGACCAGGCCGACGCAACCCUCAUGCAGAACUUCGAGCACGCAGAAUUCGUCUUUGAUCACCUGAACCUGCAGCCCAAAGACCCGCACGGCUGCGACUUCUCACGCGUGCGUAGCUGGUACCUGGACGGCCACGCACCGCACAUGCGCCAAACAAUCAUUCUCUCCGCCUUCCUGACUCCCAAAAUAAACUCCCUCUACUACAAACAUAUGCGCAACGUCGCCGGUCGUCUACGCUACACGCCCGACUACACCUCCGGGCUGAUUGAAACCCUCAGCUACGGGAUCAAGCAAACCUUCCUACGCUUCGACUCGCCGUCGCACCUCACAGACCCGGAUGCGCGCUUUAAAUACUUCCACUCCUCCGUCCUGCCGUCCAUCAGUCGCCUGCCCAAGCCCGCAACCGGUGGCGUUGGCGUGCUCGUCUUCAUCCCGUCAUACCUCGACUUCGUACGCGUCCGCAAUUCGCUUGUCGACAGCGACUUCAGUUACGGGCUGAUCCAGGAAUACACCGACCCGACGGACGUCCGCAAGGCGCGCUCACACUUCAUGAGUGGCAAGCACAGCCUCUUGCUGUACACGGGCAGAGCCCAUCACUUCCACCGGUAUCAGAUCCGCGGCGUCAAGAGGGUCGUGUUCUACGGUGUACCCGAGAACCCCAAGUUCUACGAUGAGGUCGUUGGGUUCAUCGGCAAGAGCGUGGAACGUGGGGAGAUCAGCAGGCAGGAGGCGAGCGUGCGAGUGGCUUUCAGCAAGUGGGAGAGACUGGAGCUUGAACGAGUCGUGGGCACGAAAAGGGUGGGGAAGAUGAUUGCGGACAAGGGGGAUGUGUUUGAUUUCGUGUAG